UAAGUCAAAGUGCUUCUCAUCCCACAAACAAAGAAAAAUGAAGUGCUUGAGCAACCUUAUCAUCAUAUUUUCUUUGGCUAUAUUAUGCCUUGGAAUCGUUUAUGCAGACGAAAGAGCUGAUCACACAUGUGGUCCUAGUCUGGGCAAUCCUCCAUGUAAUGAAGGAAGGUGUUGCAGUAUCCAUAACUAUUGCGGUGGCGGAUCUGGUUACUGCAGCGGCGGAAACUGCCGAUACAUGUGUUGGUUUGCUGCACUAACUGGUGGUCUCCCUCGUCAUAAUGCUGUAACCAAAAUUAUCAGCAAAUCACUUUACAGCAAAAUGUUUAAGCAUAGAAUUGAUUGCCAAAGCCAGGGAUUCUAUAGUUACGAGGCUUUCAUCACAGCUACUGAAUCCUUUCCUGGUUUUGCUACUACUGGAGAUGUUUCAACUCGUAAGAGGGAGCUCUCUGCUUUCUUUGGUCAAACAUCUCAAGUAACAACUGGUUACGAUUCUAGUGAUCCACAUGCAUGGGGAUAUUGUAAUAUCAAUGCGACUGCUCACACUACGACUGGCAAAGAUUACUGCACCUCCUCUCAGUGGCCUUGUGCUGCAGGCAAAAAGUAUAUUAGCAGAGGACCUAUCCAACUAACUCACAACUACAACUACGGGCUUGCUGGUAAGGCUCUUGGGGUAGAUUUGAUAAACAAUCCUGAUUUGGUGGCCACAGACCCAGUAGUUUCAUUCAAGACAGCCUUGUGGUUUUGGAUGACUAAGCAUGACAGUAAGCCUUCCUGCCAUGAUAUUUUGAUCAAUGCUAAUAGUCAAGUCUCAAGCUACCUCGUGAUUGACAAUAUAAUCAAUGGCAAGUCUCAAGUGGACCAAAGUGGACUCGAAAAAAAUAGUAGAGUUUCUACUAGUGUUGGGUACUAUAAGAGGUACUGUGACAUGUUAAAAGUGAGUUAUGGAAAGCUAAUAUAAGGCAAAAGCACCAUAACGUACAAUAGUAGCUCAAGAAAAAUAAAUGGUGUAGUUGCCAUUUCUAGUUCUCCCUUUCAUCUAUGAGAAACCCAAUAUGUAAUCAUGUAAUAUUAUGUACCAGUGGUCAUCAUGUAUUUGUGUCAUCAUGUAUUUGUGUCAAAGUGGUCAUCAUGUAUUUGUGUUAAAGUGGUCAUCAUGUACCAGUGGACCAUUGGACCGGCGGCCAACUUUAGACAGUUAUUUCUGUGUGUAUCCAUGUGAUGAAAUAAAUGAGCUACAGAAACUUUUGUGUAUUAUA
Molecule: messenger RNA, 1256 nt
Organism: Humulus lupulus (European hop)
Lineage: Eukaryota; Viridiplantae; Streptophyta; Magnoliopsida; Rosales; Cannabaceae
Product: mulatexin-like
Exons: 3
Coding region: 38-958 (306 amino acids)
Biological process (GO): carbohydrate metabolic process; chitin catabolic process; cell wall macromolecule catabolic process
Molecular function (GO): chitin binding; chitinase activity
Source: RefSeq, a predicted model, not a curated record